Messenger RNA from Zingiber officinale, 4296 nucleotides. RefSeq names its product pinin-like. Bases 183 to 2144 code for a protein of 653 amino acids. The record is from RefSeq and is a predicted model, not a curated record. The transcript is spliced from 4 exons. Gene Ontology annotation, biological process: mRNA splicing, via spliceosome. Gene Ontology annotation, molecular function: nucleic acid binding; zinc ion binding. Gene Ontology annotation, cellular component: U2-type catalytic step 1 spliceosome. NCBI's taxonomy places the organism in Eukaryota, Viridiplantae, Streptophyta, Magnoliopsida, Zingiberales, Zingiberaceae.
AUUCUAACCAAAUCGUACACCAAGUUCAUUGGAAACCCUUCGUCGAUCCGUCUCCCACUCUGCAACGGCAAUUGGAGCCAAAGCCUCGUCACCCUUGGACCUGAUUCUGCGCGCAGGAAAAUAACCUAGGGUUUCGCCGUCGUUUAUUCAGCAACCGGGGAGGGGAUCCAGGUCAGGCGAAGAUGGGGAAACGCAAGGUGUUGAACAAGGAUUACCCGCCGGACUUCGAUCCGGCCAAAACCCCUCGCCGGAAGCAACCCAAGAAUCAGCAGAUUAAAGUUCAGAUGAUGCUUCCGAUGAGCAUCCGCUGCAACACCUGCGGCACCUACAUUUAUAAGGGUACGAAGUUCAAUUCACGAAAAGAGGACGUCAUUGGAGAGACAUAUUUGGGGAUCCAACUAUUUAGAUUCUACUUCAAGUGCUCAAGAUGCUCAGCUGAGAUAACAUUCAAGACAGAUCCUCAAAACUCUGAUUACACCGUUGAAUCCGGUGCUUCCCGUAAUUUUGAGCCUUGGCGUGAUGAGGAUGAGAGGAAAUUUGCCGCAGAGACUUUAGCGAAGGUGGAAAAAGCAACAGACUAUUUAACCAAAACUACUGGCACCGAUUAUGCUAAAGAUGGACCAGGGGUACCUCUUCCGGCCUAUCCACCGGUUCCACUUGUAGUACAAGCUCCAGUGGUUCCGCUAGUUCCCGCGGCGAUUCCUACUCAUCCUAUUGAUAUGGUUGCGGCACGAACUCGGAUCCCAGCUUUGGCAGAGUCGAUGAAGAGCAGAUUCACACUAUUUCGCGGGGCGACUGAUCCGAGCGUAGCUCAGUCUUGGAUAGAGAAUUUGGAGCGGACUUUCUUCUAUAUGACUUGCUCUGAGUGGGAGAAGGCAGAGCUAGCUGCUUACCAUUUACGGGAUGAUGCCGACAUCUGGUGGGAUAUGCAGCGCUCGAUUAUAGGCGAGCAACACAUCACUUGGGUGAAAUUUAGAGAGGCUUUUGAGAGCCAGUAUGUUCCACGGUCAUAUCAGAUGACAUGCCGACAGGAUUUUCUGAGUCUUCGGCAGAACAACCGUACGGUGACAGAAUACAAUGCCGAAUUUAAUCGGUUGGCCAGAUUUUGUCCAGAGUUAGUUGUUGAGGACAGGUCUCGUAUGCUUCAGUUUGUCCAGGGACUGGAUGGACAUCUGCAAGUAAAUAUUGCUGGUUUUGGUAAUUUAUCUUAUAUAGAGACAUUGGAUAGAGUCCUUAUGAUUGAGGCGGCUCAACAGAGAGUGAAUGCAGAUAAGAAAAAGAAGCAGACAGAUCGGACUUCAGGACAGACCCAGCAGCCACAGGCUACCAGACAGCAGCAGAGUGGUCACAGUCAGUCAGGUCAGGGUACUUUUGGGGCAUCUGGCCGACCUCAGAAAUCAAGGCGGACUUCCUCAGGACGUUUCCGGUCAUCUCAGCAGAACCAGAAACAGUCCUCUAGUGACAUGCAUUGCACACAAUGUGGAUCCAAAGAUCACAUCACAUCAGCCUGCUCCCUGGGACAGUCAGUUUGUUAUUAUUGUAAACUGCCUGGGCACAUGAGCCGAGAUUGCUUACUGAAGACUCAGCAUGUGGCUUCCGUGAUUUCUAUUCAGGGAGGACAGUUCAGUCAGACAGGGACUCAGCGAGGGGGGCAGAAAGCCCAAUCUUCGCAUCGUCCGCAGAGGACAGCCCCUCCGGCAGUAGCUCCAUAUGGCAUGCACGGACAGGAGCUUUCUAGUGCUCACACGGUAUCGCAGGGUUCUGUUUCGGGACCUCAGUAUCAGUCGCAGCCUCAGCUACUGGUGCAGUAUCAGUUGCAGCCCCAGCCACUGGUCCAGUACCAGUCGCAACCUCAGCCACUAGUCCAGUAUCAGCUGCAGCCACAGUCACUAGCUCAGUACCCGAGGCAACCCCAGCCACCGGUCCCAUAUCAGUUGCAGCCCUCAUAUCCAUCUCUGGCUCAGUAUCCAGCACCGCCUCAGUGGCAGGCUCAGACUUCGGCUCAGGCGCAGCAACCUCUGGCAAUGCUACCACCUCCACCCCCGCCAGAGACUGGACGAAUUUAUGCGGUUACCAGAGAGGAUGCACAGCGGGCCAACAGAUCAGUUUUUCACGAUAUUGUUCCAUAUGCUGGAAAGUCAUGAAUAGUCCACAUCACAGCAGCAUGCAAUCGAAAUACUUGUUCAGUCGAUGCAUCAUAUGCUUCCACCCUAUCAUCCCAUAGCUCCUUCAGUUCGUUGAUCAAAGGUCGUAAGUAUACAUCUAUCUCUUUCCCAGGUGAUUUAGUCCCAGGAAUUAAAAGAGACAAUCAAAUAUGAUGACUUCAUCAUUUUUCAUGGUGACAAAUUAUAAUUCACAAGUAUAACAGGCCACAUACUAUAAGCAUUUGACAUAUUUCCAAAUGGAUUAAAACCGUUUGUAGCCAACCCUAAGUGAAUAUUUCGUAGAUCACUAGCAAAUAUUUCAUGUGAUGUGUCAAAUUCUUUCCAUGAUUCACUAUCUGCUGAAUGCCUUAAUACACCAUCUGUUUCAACCCGUUUUUCUUUAUGCCAUCUCAUAUCUUUUGCUGUAUGUUUCGUAAUAAACAACUGCUUAAGUCUGGGCUUCAAAGGAAAAUAUCGAAGAGUUUUCUGAGCAUUCUUUUUCUUAUUCAUCCCAUUAUACUUGUUUCUAGGCUCCUUGCACGCCGGACAUGUAUCCUUAUUCUCAUGCACACCUCAAAAUAAUAUACAAUCAUUCUUACUUGCAUGUAUCUUCUCAUAUGUCAAUCUUAACUCUUUUAACAUUUUCUUUGCUUCAUAAUGAGAGUUUGGAAUCGUAUUCGGUUUGGGAAAUGCCUCUUGCAAUAACUGAAGUAACAUAUCAAAAGAUUUAUUGCUUCAACCAUUUAACACCUUCACAUUCAUUAACUUAACCAAAAAAUUGAAUACAGAAAAAUUAGUACAAGUGUGAUACAACUCUUUUUGUGCUUCUUUAAACAUUGAGCUAUAACUUCCUCUAAUAUUUUCUGCAUUCAUGUUUUCAUUAAUAUCAUCUAAUUGAGGCCCAAUGGUAUUGAUAUUUUCUGCAUUUCUUAAAUCAGUGAACAUGUCUUGAAAAUCAUCUUCUUCAAAAUCACAAUCAAGUCCCUCUUCAUUAACAAUAUUUAUAUUAACAGAUGAUGUAGAAGCCUCACCAUGAAAAUUCCAGACUUUGUAUAAUUUGUCAAAUCCCCACCUAUAAAGAUGUCCUUGAACAUAAUCCAACUCAUAUUUAAAUAAAUUACCGCACCUUCGACAUGGACAAUGAAUAUUAGAUAAAUUUAAAUUUAUCAUAUAAUUCUCUGUCACCUUUAAAAACUGAUUUUACCCAUUUAUAUAUUCAGGACUAAUCCGAUUCUCAAGCAUUAUCCAACUUUUAUCUAUAUUUAUAAAACCUGGUUAAACAUAUAAAAAAUCAUAUUAUUUAAUAAAUAGCUCUAAUAAAUAAGUUUGAUGAUAAAUUUCAAUGAAAUUAAUAAGCAACUUACAUUAAAUAACUUAAAUUAAUUAAUGACAUCAAAAUAACUAAAAAAUUAUCAACUACAUAGCUUCCAUGAGAAGUUCAAGAGUAAUUUGGUUAAACAUGAUCCAUCGAGGCAAAAUAAGUACGUAUCUCUUGUUCUUCAAAAUAAAUACAUAUCUCAACGGGAAACAUGAAUUUGGUUAUAGCAUGUUGAAGUUAUUUUGAUGCUUGAUAUGUACUCUUACUAUAAGCGAGAGCUAUUGGAACAAAAAACUGAGGAUGGGAAGGGAUUGCGUAUAGUGUGUAUAGGUUUCAAUGGAAUUUAAAAUUUCCAUUAUAUCCUCUGGUUAUCAAAAACCGUUAUCUUAAUUUUGGGGCAUUUCUGACUUUCAAUCUCAGCCAUUAAGAAAAUCCAUUGGUCUAGCAAAUUGGGAAACUCAUGUGGUUGAAUGACAACCUAUCUGGAUCAACCAAAUAAACUAGGUCCCCUUGGCUUUUGGGUAAUUUCAAAACUAUAACAGAACCCAACCAACCAGAGGAGCGGUUUUGAUUUUUCAGGUCAGACUAGCAAAGUCAAUUCAGUUCUGGCUUUUGAUAACUAUGUGAGAAAGUACUGCAAAAAUGUUUCUAAAAUUGUCUAUGUGAGAAAGUACUGCAAAAAAUAGUUUUCUACUGCAGAAUUUUCCAUGGUAUUAUUCAUGAUAUCCAUUUGUUGGUUCAAUUCAGAAUUUCUAAAAUUAAGUUCUGUUUUUGUGAAUGUGAAUUCAGCAUUAAAUUAUUUUUGCUGGGAAAAAGCACAAAAUAUCACAGAAC